Cynoglossus semilaevis (tongue sole) is the source of this 3954-nucleotide messenger RNA. RefSeq names its product poly(ADP-ribose) polymerase family member 10 (gene parp10). Gene Ontology annotation, molecular function: RNA binding; NAD+ poly-ADP-ribosyltransferase activity; transcription corepressor activity. The transcript is spliced from 12 exons. Gene Ontology annotation, cellular component: cytoplasm; nucleus. NCBI's taxonomy places the organism in Eukaryota, Metazoa, Chordata, Actinopteri, Pleuronectiformes, Cynoglossidae. Bases 112 to 3663 code for a protein of 1183 amino acids. The record is from RefSeq and is a predicted model, not a curated record. Gene Ontology annotation, biological process: negative regulation of gene expression; protein poly-ADP-ribosylation.
AAGGACCACAAUGCAUUGCAAUCGGGCGUGUUGACGACAUUAGUCCUGUGUCUCAACGAGGAAGUCCCAUCUUUACCUGUUUGUGAGCAAAUGUUUUCCUCUUAGCACAGGAUGCAAACUGAAGGCCUGGAGGAGAGGACGGUGGAGGUGCUGCAGCUGCCUGAUGGAGUGGACGAAGAGCUGCUGUGUCUGUACUUUGAGAAUAAGCGACGGUCUGGAGGCGGCCCCCUCGAAUCUGUCGACAGAAAGGGCGACAGUGUCAUACUGGUGUUCGAAGAUGCACAAGCCGCAUCCCAGGUACUUUCCAAAGAAUCCCAUGUGUUACAUAACACUAAGCUGAGUGUGAGAAGGCCUGCCUCAAAAGACAGAUACAGUUUGUUGCUCCGAGGUCUCAACCCGGACACCGUGACGGAGAUGAUAGAGCUGUACGUGGAGAACAUGAUCGGGCUGAAUGACAGCGACUACACGCUGCAUCCUUCACCAGAGAGAGAGAUGAUCCUCAUUAAACUCAAACAGCCCUUGUCAAAAGAUUUUCAAAGCCUCCGUAAGAAGAUUGACAAGAGAACACUGGACGGAGCUCAAAUAACACUUGAACAAGUAGAUCAAACUGACUCAAUUUUGGUGGAGAACCUGCCUCCUGGUACCACCGCAGACACGCUCACACUUUACUUUGAUAACCUGCAGAAGGUGCGGGAGGUCACCAUGCUGUCACAGGAAACAGCAAAGGUGUCAUUUGUCAGCCACGAAUCUUUAGGCUCUGUUCUGGACAGUCAACACAAGCUUGAAAGUACAGACCUAAUUUUGAAACCAUUCUUUGACUUUCUCCAACCGAAGGAAAGCAAAACGUUGCACAAAACUGAGAAUGGAAGGGAAGAUAUGACAGAAGCAAAUCCAGACGAUCUCGGCCAUAAUCAGACGCCAAGCAGUUCUCCUGUUGCCAGUGUUGUUUCUGAAAGUCCGUCCUCCUCACAGAUACCUACAGAGCCCCCUGCUACCACUGGGGUAGCGGAGGCGUCGGCAGAAAGUGUUGUGGAGGACCAAGCAGAGGAGGUGGUUCUGUUAUCAACUCGUUUAUCAUUUGUUGACCCAGUUAAAUUGUCUGUCUUAAAACUUAGCCCACUCUUAGAAAACAUCGUAAAAGCUGAGCCAAUGGUCACUGUUGAAACAGAAGACGACGGCGUCUUCAUCCAAGGAAGGGACAAACUCACUCUGGAGCGGAUUAAACAAACCAUUCUGGAAUAUCUUGGGAACAUGGCUGAAGUGCGUUUCACCUCGGACCCAGAGGAAGCCCAGUUCCUUGGGAGGGAGGAUGUUAAAGAAAGACUACUGCAAACCCUGGGUAAAAGCAAGUCAACCUCAGUUUAUACUGUGUCGAAGUCUGCCAUCGUGGUUACGUCAGUCAACCGCAACUCUGCCGAACAGGCGUGUGACUACUUAAAAUCCCAAAUCUGCCGCUUUAACAUACCAUUUGACACGGAGUACGAAUGCACGGUGUACUGCAGAGAGUGGUCCGAGUUUCUGCAGUCUCUGACUUUCUCCUCUGUCAAAGUGUGCGAGCAAGAUAGGAAAAUUGACGUGUUAACCCUUAAAGACAUGGAGAGUGAGAAGCAUCUUGCAAUCAUGCAGUUUCUGUCCACACCCGUUCAGAGGGAGAUUGUGAUCACCAUGGAGCCAGGUGUUCUAAAAUACAUCCAGACACAUUGCCAUCAGCUGCUGGCCGACAUGGACCAAGUGUCCAUUUUUCCCCUUGAGUCCGAGGACGCCUCUGGAUUUAAGAUCUGUGGCCCUGCUGUUGCUUGCCAAAUGGCUGAGGAGGUGCUGCAAAGCAUAAUCCCUACUAUUCUCAUCCAGCCAAUCAAAUUCACUGCACCGGGACUAACCAGGUUUUUGGAUGAAGACGAGUGUAAGACCAUCCUGGAUGAGAUGGAGACCAAGUUUCAGGUGUACAUCAGACCCGAGCACACGCCGUGGCAGGACCUGUCUUACCAGGAUUAUUUCGAAUGUGCCUGGAGAAUGAUGGGCCAAAAAAACUUUCCGAGAGUGCCAUUAAAUGAUUCUCCACAGGAGUUGCUAUCAGAUUCUAUACAGACUGAUCACAGCAGAGUUCCAGACAAAGAUUCUUUAAAGGAGGCUCAAAACCCCGUGUCAGCAGUUAGUGAGAAACCUGCAGACGCUGCCUCCAGUUCAGACCAACCAGAUGUCACGGUUGACAUAGAAGAGCAGCUAAACACAGCAGAAGGCAGCGCCGCAGGUGAUUUGAACUUUGACGAUCCCAGAGGUCUGGAAGAGGAAGAAGCUCAGCUCUCCCUGGCAAUUCAGUACUCAAUGGAGCUGAGUCAACAGUCACGAGCGGAGGAGGAGGAGCAACUGAAAAAAGCCUUGGAGCUGUCAAAACAAAUGACCUCUCACAAUCACUGUUCGGCCAACAGAGACAGUAUCCCCGAAAAUAAACGCCCUAAAAAAAUAAUUUUUGAUUCUUAUCAGGAAGACAUUAGGGCGGCCAGCACUGCCCAGCUGGUUGUGUUUGCAGUUUACAGCUGUGAUUUGACCCGAGUUAGCAUCGCCUUUGGGAAGAAAAUUCAACAGCGGCAGUCAGAGGAGAAGCUCCAGAACAGGUGCCUGAAGAAUAUCUCUGACUACCACAAAAUGUGUAUCGAGGCAAUCAAGAGGAAGCACGGUGUUGACAUUCAGAUUCAGGGCACUCUCAUAACCGUUUCUGGAUUCAAUCAUUACGUGUACGGAGGAGUGUGCGAUGUCAAACUGCUGCUUGAGGCGAUGGAAAAGUCUGAUUCUAGCCAGGAAAUCCUCAAGACAGUACAGUGGGUGACGCAGGAUCCAGCAUCCUCAGAACUGACCCCGUACCCGCCUGAUGUGACAGUGUUAAUCGAGCAGGCUUGGAAAUUAAGACGGGAACAGGUGGACGUCACGUUGGACAACGAGCUCUACACUGUUGAGUUUGAAAAGAUGCAAGAGCUCAACAAAGAGUCUAUGAAAUUCGUUAAAGUCUACAGGAAGCUUCUGGAGGAAGGAGAUCUGGAAAACUUGCCAGAUGAAGAAUACUCUUUGCUGUCAAACCUGCCUGAAGCCACCAAACUCCCCAAGGAGUCGGAUGAAUUUCAACUUGUGAUGCAGAACUUCUAUGCAACCCUGAAGGGAUAUCACAGCAAGAUCAAAAUCAUACAUGUGGAAAAGCUAAUGAAUCGGCUGCUCUACAAUCAGUACAAGCUAAAGAAGGCGAGCGUGUUGAAGCGUGCCACGUACCCGGAGGUGGAACGAAAGCUUUACCACGGAACGAGUGAGGCGAGUGUGAAAGAGAUAUGUGUCCACGGAUUCAACAGAAGCUUCUGUGGAAAAAACGCCACCGUCUAUGGUCAGGGAGUGUAUUUUGCCAUCAACUCUGCACUGUCUGUUCAGGAUCAGUAUUCACCCCCCAACUCAGACGGAUACAAGUUUAUUUUUGUUUCGAGGGUUUUGACUGGAGACUUCACCAUAGGCUGCCAUACGAUGAAAACGGCACCACUGAUGCAAGACUCCGCCGAUGAAGUGCCCCUUCGGUAUGAUAGCGUGACAGACAACCUUACAAACCCAACACUGUUUGUCAUCUUCAACGACACCCAGGCUUUUCCAGAAUACCUUAUCACAUGUCAGCAAAUCUUCAAAUGAGGAAUUCAUUCAUGUUCUAAUGUGAAGAUAGAUUAUUGUUUAUUUUAUUCUAUUGCCUUAACAUUUUUUAGUCGAUUGUUUUACAUUACAUAAUGGAUAAAACAAAGGAUUUUAUGUUCUGUGAUCAUCUGCUCUGACCUGUUCACUUGGUCAAAUUCAAAUAGUUGAGUUAAACAGCUGUUCUGCUCUGGUUUGGAUGAUGGUGUCUGCGUGUUUAGUAUGCAUGUUCCGACUGUGUUCCUGGGAUUUGAAUACUCUCAAAAAUGUAAUAAAGAUCAGGAUUCAAAUUGA